This is a messenger RNA of Beta vulgaris subsp. vulgaris (sugar beet), 3724 nucleotides long. RefSeq lists its product as hypothetical. The coding region runs from base 505 to 3339 and encodes 944 amino acids. NCBI's taxonomy places the organism in Eukaryota, Viridiplantae, Streptophyta, Magnoliopsida, Caryophyllales, Amaranthaceae. The record is from RefSeq and is a predicted model, not a curated record. The transcript has 2 exons.
GGAAAUGAUAAUGGCAAAGGAAGUAAAGAAGUAGACAAUGAUCACAACAAAGAUGACAAAAAAGUAGAAGGUAAGGAUAAAGAAGAAGGUAAAAAAGGAAAUGAUGAAAGCGGUGAUAAAAAUAGGAAGAACGAUAUCAAAGGGGAUAUAGACAAUGAGGGAAAAGACGGGAAAAAAGCAAAAGACGAGGGAAAAAAUGAUAAAAAAGGAGAUAAUGAGGGGAAGGAAGAUAGAAGAGGAGAUGAUCACGAAGGAGAACAACAAGAUGACAAUGAAAAAAAAAGAGAUCAACAAGAUGGCGACGAGAAAAAAGGAGAUAAGAAAGGAGAUGAGAAAAAAGGAGAUAAGAAAGGAGAUGCUAAUACAAGUGAUGAAGAUAGAAAUAAAUCAAAAGAUGAUAAAGACGACGAUAAUGGUGAAAAGAAAGGAGAUAAUGAUGAUUUGAGAUCACCAUCUCAUUCUAGUCCAUCAACUCCACCAUCAUAUUAUCCUCCAACACCUUCAAUGCCACCUCCCACACCAACAAAACAACAAUCACCAUCUCCUAAAUCUUCACCAACUCCAACACCUUCUCCUUCUACUUCAUCAUCACCUUCUCCUUCUAUUCCAUCAACACCUUCUCCUUCAACCCCAUCCUCUUCCUCCUCAUCAUCAUCGUCACCAUCUCGAUCUAAAUCUCCUACUCCAUCAACCCCAUCACCAUCUCCUAAAUCUCCACCAUCUUCAACACCUUCAUCUACAUCAACCCCACCAAUUCCUAGAUCUCCACCACCUCCUUCUCCAUCAAAACCACCAUCAUCGCCAUCAUUCACUCCAUCAAACCAACCAUCACCUCCAAUACAUUCUCCAAAAACGUCAAGCCCACCACCAUCUACACCACCACCAUCAUCAUCAUCUUCUUCCUCGUCUUCGUCGUCCUCUUCUUCUUCCUCCUCCUCCUCCUCCUCAUCAUCAUCAAGAUCACCAGAUAAUACUCCUUCACUAUCCCCAUCACCUUCUCCUAAAUCUUCCCCACCUUCACCAUCUUCUCCAACAACCCCCGCACCAACUCCUGCUCCGACAAAUCCACCUUCAUCACCAUCUCCUACUCCAUCAACCAAACCAUCACCUCCAACAACUUCUCCUAAUCCAUCUAUCCCUCAAACACCAUCCUCCUCCUCCUCCUCCUCCUCAUCAUCAUCAUCAUCAUCCACUUCCUCCUCCUCAUUAGGAGUGCCAACUAAAUCUCCAACUCCAUCAACCCCAUCACCAUCUCCUAAAUCUCCACCACCCUUAACACCUUCAUCAUACUCUCCAUCAAACUCACCACCAUUACCAACACCUUCGACACCAUCUCUAACUCCAUCAACUCACCUCUCACCUCCAACAGAUCCAUCAAAACCACCAUCGAAACCACCACCACCACCACCAUCAUCAUCAUCUUCUUCUUCUUCUUCUUCGUCCUCCUCAUCCUCCUCCUCCUCAUCAUCAUCAUCAUCUUCAGAAGCACCACGUAAAUCUCCUACAUCACUAACCCCAACACCAUCUUCUGAACCCCCACCAACUUCAACAUCAUCUUCUACCCCAUCAAUAAAACCACCAUUUCCACCGCCUUCAACAUCUUCUUCUACUCCAACAACACCAAAACCUUUAAAACCAUCUCCCGGUCCAUUAACACCACCUUCAACUUUACCAUCCUCUCCUAAGCCAUCCAGUCCAUCACCUUCUUCUUCUUCUUCUUCUUCUUCUUCUUCUUCUUCCUCCUCCUCCUCCUCCUCCUCCUCCUCCUCCUCAUCUUCUUCUUCCUCUUCCUCUUCCGCAGCAUCGCCAAAAUAUCCUAUUCCAUCAAUCCCAUCACCAUCUUUAACGUCACCUCCUACUCCAUCAUCCCCAUCACCAUCUCAUAAAUCUCCGCUGCCUUUAACAUCUUUUCAUUCUACUCCAUCAAACCCACCAUCAUCACCAACACCUUCAACGUCUUCUCCUAAUCCACUAACCUCACCACCACCUUCUUCUUCCUCCUCCUCCUCCUCCUCCUCCUCCUCCUCCUCAUCAUCAUCAUCAUCAUCAUCAUCAUCAUCAUCGCCAAAAUAUCCUACUCCACCACCUUCUACACCUUCAACACCAUCUUCUACUCCAUCAACCUUAUUACCAUCUUCUAAAUCAUCACCACCUUCUUUUGCUCCAUCAAACCCAUCAUCAUCAUCACCAUCUCCUACUCCAUCUUCCCCAGCAUCACCCUCAACAUUUUCUCCUAGCCCAUCAAGUCCACCACCAACAUCCUCCUCCUCCUCCUCCUCCUCCUCAUCAUCAUCAUCAUCAUCAUCAUCGUCGUCAUUGAAAUCUCCUACUCCAACAUUGUCACCAUCUCCUCAAUCAACACCAUCAUAUCAAGAACCCCUCACUCCUUCAACACCACCUUCUCACACAACGUUUCCUCAUUCUAAUUCUUCUAGUGUUGGGUCAAGAAAAAGAGUUAGAUGCAGGAGUAAGGACUAUGGACAAUGUUAUAAUCAAGAGCAUGUUUGCCCUGCCGCUUGCGCUAAUUCAUGUCAACUUGAUUGUGUGACUUGCAAACCUGUUUGUAAUUGUGACUAUCCAGGAGCUGUAUGUCAAGAUCCUCGCUUCAUAGGAGGAGAUGGCAUCACUUUCUACUUCCAUGGCAAGAAGGAAAAAGACUUUUGCCUCGUCACUGACCCCACCCUCCACAUCAAUGCACACUUCAUAGGUAAAAGAAUGGAAAACAUGAGUCGUGACUUCACUUGGGUUCAAUCAAUUGGUAUCCUCUUCGACAACCAACGUCUCUUUUUAGGCGCAAAAAGAACCUCCACAUGGGACGAUAUCAAAGACCACCUCUUGUUAGCUUUCAAUGGAGAGCCCAUAUUCCUUGAAGAAAAUCUAGGCUCUCGAUGGUCAUCCGAUUCGGUGCCACAAGUCACCAUAUCAAGGACUAGUGAAACCAACAACAUCAUUGUCGAAGUUCAAGGAAAACUCAAGAUUACUGUUAAAGUAGUACCUAUUACUGAAGAAGAGUCUAGGAUACACAACUAUGGAAUAACCAAUAAGGACUGCUUUGCUCAUCUUGAUCUCGGUUUUAAGUUCUAUUCAUUAACCAAAAGAGUUGAUGGUGUAUUAGGGAAAACUUACAGGGACAAUUAUGUUAGCCGAGUGAAGAUGGGAGUGGCCAUGCCAGUUAUGGGAGGAGUAAAAGAAUAUACAAGUAGUAGCCUUUUUGCUACAGAUUGUUUGGUUUCGAGGUUCGAUGGUAGUCACCAAGAGACUUCAUUGGAGGCAAUGGAGCUUGCUGGCAUAAAUUGUGCUAGUGGGAUGAAUGGACGUGCUGUUGUUUGCAAGAGGUAACCCAAAAUAAGCCAAUGUCUUGAGAAUUUAGUUCAAAAAUUUAUUACUCAUAAAGUAAUAGUACAAGGCUGAAAGUCUUGAAGAGUAUUAUGUUUUUUUUUUUUAUGGUAUUGAUGAUACCUGAGAUGUUUGAAUAAAAACUUACCAAAAAGUUGUAAAGAUGAAUACAAAUAUACAUCUAAUAGAAGUAUAUUAAUUUCAAGUUUGUUCAAUCUUGGAGAGAAAGGAUCUAGCUGUUCAUAUAUGUGGUAUGAUCAUGUAGCAAGUGAUGCUGGUAAAUUUCUAACUAUCAUGAUAGCUGUAUCUUUUCAACUGACUACACAUGAAAAUAACAGAUAUCUAUCCCUAUUACAAAUAUCCAAACACACAAUCUGAUAAUCUCAAU